Molecule: messenger RNA, 939 nt
Organism: Chrysochloris asiatica (Cape golden mole)
Lineage: Eukaryota; Metazoa; Chordata; Mammalia; Afrosoricida; Chrysochloridae
Product: olfactory receptor 1361-like
Exons: 1
Coding region: 1-939 (312 amino acids)
Biological process (GO): G protein-coupled receptor signaling pathway
Cellular component (GO): membrane
Molecular function (GO): olfactory receptor activity; G protein-coupled receptor activity
Source: RefSeq, a predicted model, not a curated record
AUGAGUGGGGCAAACCAAUCGAGUGUCUCUGAGUUCCUCCUCAUGGGACUCUCCAGGCAGCCCCAGCAGCAGCAGCAGCUCCUCUUCGGGCUCUUCCUGAGCAUGUACCUGGUCACAGUCCUAGGAAACCUGCUCAUCAUCCUGGCCAUCAGCACUGACUCCCGUCUGCACACCCCCAUGUACUUCUUCCUCAGCAACCUGUCCUUCGUGGAUGUCUGCUUCACCUCCACCACCAUCCCCAAGAUGCUGGCCAAUCACAUACUUGGGAGUCAUACCAUCUCCUUCUCAGGGUGUCUCACACAACUGUAUUUUCUCAUAGUGUUUGCGGACAUGGACAAUUUCCUCCUGGCUGGGAUGGCCUAUGACCGCUUUGUGGCUGUGUGCCACCCCCUACACUACACAACAAAGAUGACCCAUCAGCUCUGUGCUCUGAUGGUCACUGGGUCUUGGGUCAUUUCCAUUCUGAAUGCUCUGCUGCAUACCCUGCUGAUGACUCAACUCUCAUUCUGUGCAGACAACAAUAUCCCGCACUUCUUCUGUGAUGUGAGCAUCUUGAAACUGUCCUGUUCCGACACAUACCUCAACGAGAUGAUGGUUCUUAUCGUAGCAGGGCUGGUUAUGAUUACUCCAUUUUUUUGCAUUCUCGUCUCAUACAUCCUUAUUGCUUGUGCUGUCCUGAGAGUCCCAUCCACAAAGGGGAAAUGGAAAGCCUUCUCCACCUGUGGCUCCCACCUGGCUGUGGUUUCCCUCUUCUAUGGCACCAUCAUUGCUCUGUAUUUCAACCCUUCAUCCUCCCACUCAGCUGAGACAGACACCACAGCUACUGUGAUGUACACGGUGGUGACCCCCAUGCUGAAUCCUUUCAUCUACAGCCUCAGGAACAAGGACAUGAAAGGGGCUCUAAGAAAAGUGGUCGCCAUGGGAUUUUCUUCUGUCUAA